Marchantia polymorpha subsp. ruderalis is the source of this 2538-nucleotide messenger RNA. Lineage: Eukaryota; Viridiplantae; Streptophyta; Marchantiopsida; Marchantiales; Marchantiaceae. The record is from the annotation of a GenBank genome assembly.
UUUGUUUGGCUGCGCUUUCCAUCCAGUGCAUCGUCUAACAUCGUCCCCAGUACUCUCCAAUUCGCUCUCUCUGCGUCAGAUGCAUCCGUUCAUCUACCUCCAGCUGCCCUAUCUUCCUUUCUAGCUCAUAUCUUUACUUUCUCCCUGCAAUACCCGAGUAGUUGAAAUAGACCCGAUCGAUAAACUUGAAGAUUUAUAUUACUAUAUUCUCAAUUCCGUGAUGACCUGUUUUCCAUGAUUCUCUCUUACCAACUUUCAUGGUGGUCUAGAACAGAUACAACAAUUAAUGAAUACUAAACUGGCGUAGACUCAAUCAUCAGACGUAUAACAUAAUUCACAUCCGGGUUUCUUCCGUUGGUUAUUGACGAGGCCGUACAGAGGGAAUGAAAAUUCUAGACCAAAUGAAGUAACGAAGAGAUUGCUCCCACUGAGAUGGCAGUAAUUUCUUCGUAGCAAAUUCUCGUAUUCCAGGUUUAUUCGAGCUGGGGUGACUUUCUCGCCAUGGCGAGGACUGAAGGCCUGCAUUGCGUAUCCUGGUCAUGGGGAGGUGGACUCAGUGCCCCAUAGGACAAUGCAGUGCUGGGCCUUGUUGAAGGUACUGGAAACUGGUCGUCUCCGAGUCCACGAAGAGGACUGGGGCACAUACACUCGGUGAACGGCUCUGUCGAUGCCGACCUUGGGUCAGGGGGACUGCACCGGAUGUUCUUCAUCUCGUGCACACGAGCGACCUUGCUCACAGAUUCUAGCAGACGAGAGCAGCAACUCGAAAUCCUGUCGGACGCUUCAUUGAUUUGGGUAAGACGGAAUAUUUUCUCUCUGGCGAGGCGAUCUCGUGGCAGUCAGGUCUGCUCUCUUGAAGGUUCCCCUGGUCCCUAGGGCCAGACUCGGUUCAUCGCAGCAGAUCUUGCAACUUGUGAGAACCACCCUCUCUGAUUUGACUGGUGUUGGUCAUGCUUUCUCGUUCCAGCACCAGCCAGUUUUGAGGAGUCCUUCUCUACUAAACACUGAAGCUCGCAAGCCGAAGCUCACAGAGAUUCAUCUCAGGCCAUGACUGCUUUGAGGGAGUCAUCUACCGUCCCUAGCGAUCAUGUAGACUUCAAAUAGAGCUUCGGAGCAGGAGCAGAUGACACUCGCAUUUUGUGGUUUAUGUCUGAGGCUCAAACAUCGAUGUAAAUCACAAAAUGAGGCAUACAUCGAACUGAACUCUUCUGCUGCGUGAAACCUGACCAUGAUAUAUACAUGGCCCUCGUUUCCUGUUCACAAGGAGCAAGUACGAAUCGUGAUCAGGUUCGGAGCAGGCGACCAUCACAGUUCUGGAUACGAUAUUACGAAAAGCCCAAUUGUUAUCAAGAAUUGAUGACAAGGGUGGAAAGCUCUUUCAUGAGAUCAUGGUAAUGUUAUCAUAAACCAGGGAAACCGUUUUUGAAGUUUGCAUUUAUUAUCUUCCAUUUUUUGGGUGUAAACAUCUUCUUCAUAUUUUCGAGGUUUGUGAGCACGAAACAAACUUUGGCCAAAAGUCAAAGACAUGUUUUGGUUUGAACAUCUUGUAUAUGUUUCAGUUUAUUGCCGUCUGUGUUCAGGCAGCUCUAGAUCAUUUGAAGAUUUUGAGCAGGACGAGAACUUCAAAAGUAUCUUCCAGUCGAAAACCUGACCGGGAUAUCAACGUGGUCCCCGUCUAAGAUAUCUUAGUCAGGUUUCCGAUAAAGAAAAGAAACUUGCUCAAGAUGUAGGAAGUCGAGUUUGGUCGGGAUUUUGCACUCACAUUUUUGUGGUUUCCGGCCUCGUCGGGAACCAAUAGAUCGUAGAGUGGUUAGGACCAAGAAGAGAACUUCAAUCAAAGGAGUCAACAGCAUAAUCUGUCUUUAAACCUAACCAAGACGUCAACAUGGUCCCGUCGGAUGGGGACCAGGGCUUCUAGUCCAAGCAAGAAAAGAAAUUCAUGUGAGUCCGAGUGCAUACUUGGGUUGGAAUCCCUGGCAUGUUAUCUGUGAGAUUAUCGAACACAUUUGGAGGUUAUCGAGUACAAUGAGAACUACGGUUCUGAAAUCCAAAAGCAGCUUUUGGUUGGAAGUUUUACGAGAACAUGAACGUGAAAGUAUCAGCCAAAGGCUGGGACCGUAAUGUGUCUUUGAAGCCUUUGAGCACGAAUGUGUUGUUGUAUUGCCAGAGGAAUGUCGUAUUGUUUUGCUGGUCGAGCUUUCGCUCGACCAUUUUUUCGCGAAAGCGCUGGAAGCCUAUUUUAUAGCGGAUCCUCGUUUACUCUUUCAUAGAGGGCGGGGAGCCACACUCACGGGAAAGGUCGUAGCUGUUAACUUCAGUUCCAAACUUUGUAGUUUGAAUGUGCGGCAUUUUUGUUUAGCUUGGGCAAUGAAAAGUGUGAAACAUAGUACUGUAACAGUUUGGCGAGAGGGAAGCUUUGAACUUAACGCAACAUAUGAGUGCGACUGACGAAGGAUUUUUCUUGUUAAGAUGGUUCUUCGAGUCUGCUCAAAUCGUAGUUGUGUAUGUUUUGAUAAAUUGCUACGCCGGACACAACUC